Molecule: messenger RNA, 1902 nt
Organism: Penicillium egyptiacum
Lineage: Eukaryota; Fungi; Ascomycota; Eurotiomycetes; Eurotiales; Aspergillaceae
Source: the annotation of a GenBank genome assembly
AUGGCAACUCAUCCGCCAUAUCCGGCUUUACACGACGGCCAGAGCGAAUCUGAUCUCGAGUUCGAAAGGUUUGAAUACCUGGCCAGUCCUCGUAUGUCUGUUCAUAGGCAUGCCAGCGAGACUGAAAUGGGCGUCUCAGAAAUAGACGGUAUGACUGUGCAUACACAGGACCCGCAAACAGAUACUGAAACAAAGCGACCUGGGUUCGAUUGGAGCGGCUCCUGGGCAUGGGAAAUCGGAUCUGUUACCCUAGCCGUCGUGGGCCUUGUUCUUUUGGUUGCCUUUCUUGUCAAAAUAAACAACACCCCAUACGCGACCUGGCAAUAUACCGCGUCCCCUAAUACUGUCGUGUCAAUCAUCGUCACCAUUACCAAAGCCGCAGUGCUGGUCUCGGUGUCCUCAUGUCUCGGCCAGCUGAAAUGGAACCUAUUUCAAAAUCCAGCUCCACUAUAUAAUAUGCAGGUUAUUGACCAGGCAAGCCGGGGACCCUGGGGAUCCUUGGAAGUUUUACUGAGGGGAAUAUUUGGGUCGAAAACAGGAAGCCUGACUUAUGUUGGGGCAUCUCUUACGGUUCUGGCUCUUGGAGUGGAUCCAUUUGCACAGCAAAUUUUGACGUUCCCUUCACGAACCGUUGCUGCACUGAAUGCCACUGCAUUUGCCCAAACCUCACAGCAAUGGUACCCCAUAGGGGAUUCGGAGGCAAGUGACGUAUUUCUUGAGCUCCAGCCGACGCUUUUGACUCCAAUAAUGAGUGGACUCUUGCAGACACAUAGUCCUCUUGAGCCUCAAUGCAAUGCGAGCUCUUGCGAAUUCCCAGAGUUUGUUGCACUGGGGAUGUGUAGCAAAUGCGAGGAUGUCACAUCUCGAACAAAUCAAAAGUGUCAGGUGCCAGAAUAUUCAGCCUUUUGGGAUGAUGCCCACCCGGCCUUCAGGGAAACCCCCAUGAAUUGCAGCUACCAAUCCCCGAAUAACUUCUCUUUCGAUUUUGAUGGUUUUAAGUCAAUGGAAUACGGGCACGACAACAAUGUCACGUUUCAUAUGUUCCAUUGGAGUUCCCGUCCAAGGGAAAGCGACCCAACUUUCGACAUUCAGACCCCAAUUGUCUCCCUCAUUGAGGUAGACUAUACCAACCCGGUUAUCUACACUCUAUCCAACGCGACAGCUCCCCCAGCGAAGCCAUUGGUAACAGAAUGUGCUGUAUACUUUUGCGAACGACGAUACUCAGCGAGCUCCUACCUGCCUGGCACCCGAAACAGCCGUCCAAUGCAUGUUGUUGAUACACAGCAGCUCAUUACUACAGAUGCCCCUGAGGAAAGUCCCUUUUAUUCCCGACCAGAUCCCGUUCACUUUGCACCCCCAAACGGCUCGGCAACCCUAUCAAAAAACCCGUCCUACAACAUCGAUCAUCAGACGUUCAGCAGUUUCGAACCUACAAUGAUGAGCAUUUUCAAUAGUACAGCUGUUUUCAGUGGGAACGUAUCAACAUCAGAUGUGUUGAAUCUGGCAACGAUUCUGCGCAAAGGUAACCUCAGUCAAUUACUCGAUUCAAUGUCCACCAGCGUCACUGAUGCCCUGCGCGCUAAUCCCCAUGGUAACAAGAUUCCGGGGAAGGCAUUUCGAGUCGAGACAUUCAUUCAUGUCCGAUGGCCGUGGAUCAUUCUUCCGGUCAUUGUUACUCUGGGAUCAAUCGCGCUGCUUCUGGGAACUGCAAUAGGAAGCAAACACCGCAAGGCCGUGCUGUGGAAGUGUACGGUGCUUCCGUUAUUAUCAAGCCAUCUCCAUACUACACCGGAGAAUGAGAUCGCAUCUGUGCGCAGCGUGGAUGGAAUGACUGAUAAAUCGAAGAAGAUGCGCGCUGUAAUGGUACAGGAUGAAGGCCCCCUUACAUUCAGGGAAAAGUAA